Molecule: messenger RNA, 6932 nt
Organism: Pocillopora verrucosa
Lineage: Eukaryota; Metazoa; Cnidaria; Anthozoa; Scleractinia; Pocilloporidae
Source: RefSeq, a predicted model, not a curated record
AGUCAGUGAAGCCUUUUUGCUUGUAUAUUUGAUUGACAGCCGUAACGUAUGUUACAUGUCACAUAACUUAUGCAAGACGAAGCUGAUUGGCUUGUUGUAGAGAGGGUCUUUAUUAGCUUCUUUUAUUGGUUCUGGUAAUAGCGGGGAAGACAUGUCACAUUUCAUCUGUCAGCGAGCGAAAUCAACAUUGAGUCUCCUGUUUCCUACCUCAAAUGCUGUUAGGCCAAAUGUAGUUGUAAUUUUAGAAUAGAUCUCGCGGGGAAAAUGUUCGUCUCUUUGUUUGUUGCAUGGUGGAUGGCCUGCUUAGCUACGGGAGCUUCAGGCACAUUUUCCGGAUUGGUUCCUAUUUCGUUCACCCGAGAGCCGAGCUACACCGUAGCCCACAAAAAUAAGCCAGUUACGCUAAAUUGUGGAGUGAAUGGGAAGCCUCCUCCGUCCAGUUUCACAUGGGAAAAAGAUGGACAGGAAAUCAUUCCAGAUUCAAGGAGGACGAUUGACUCAAAUGGAGCGUUGCACAUUACAAGAGUAAUCCAUACUCGGGAGAGCAAACCCGAUGUUGGGGAAUAUCAAUGCUUUGCUUCAAAUGAAAGAGGCAGAAUUGCUAGUCGCAAAGUUCGUUUGGAUGUUGCUGGUAUGUCUAAGAAGUUUCAAUGGGAACCGCAAAACACAGUAACAUUGGUAGGAUCCUUUGCAAGAUUUUCCUGUCAAAUCCGACAUGCUUCUCCUGCAGCUACUUUAAGGUGGGAAAAAGAUGGCACCCGUUUAGAAGCCAAUGACAGAAUUUUCAUGCUGAUAGAAGGAGUACUACAAAUAAAAGAUGUCAGAAAAACAGAUGAAGGAAACUACAGCUGUGUGGCAGAAAAUGUGGUCAAAAUGCGCCGCAGCAAUCCUGGAAGUCUUACAGUCCUAGCUGCUGAUUCAUCAAGAAAUAGGACAAGCCCACAAUUUCUUGGAGAACAUCGAAACAUAACCAUUGUGAAGGGAGGUUCAGCUGUAAUUGAAUGUGCUGCAUCUGGAUAUCCCCUUCCAAUGGUGCAGUGGAGGAAAUUGGAUGAACAUUCUGGGAAAACUUACAAUGUUUCUAAUAUCACUUAUGCUGUUAACAAUCUCAAUUUUUCCAAUGUUGAAAAAAAUGAUGGAGGCCAAUAUGAGUGUUAUGCACAUGCAGAUGGAAAAACCAUUUCCAGAAUUGUUUGGCUGUUUGUCACAGUGCCACCUCAAUUUACGUUAACACCUCCCCGUUUGGUGUGGAUGAUUGAUGAACCCUUGGAGUUGAAAUGUGCAGCAAGUGGAGAACCAGUUCCUUCAGUAUACUGGCUUAAAAAUGGGAAAGAGCUGAAUUCCAGUGAUAUCACAAAAGUUACUUAUGGCAAGGGAAGAGCAGACUUGACAGAAUUCAGUUCAUCAGCCAGUAAUGCAUUGUACCAGUGCUUUGCACAAAAUGAAGCAGGAAGUACCCAGUUCGUAGCUUGUCUGAUAGUUCAAAAGAAAGAUGAUCGACCUGGCCCACCAGUGAAUAUUGUGGCUCUGCCAUUAUCAUCAUCCUCCAUUGUUAUAAACUGGAGUCCUCCUAUUGGUAACCAUAUUAUUGGUGCAUACACUGUGCAUUACAAACAGUUAGGGAAACCAGGCGAACCUGAAACCAAAGUUAUCAGUAAAGAUACACACAGCUAUGAAGUGCAAGGACUGUUGGGAUACACAAAUUACAGUUUUUAUAUGAAGGCUUAUGCCAAAGCUUUUGGGUAUGAAUCAAAACCAAUUGUGCAGAGGACACUUGAAGACCGACCAGCCAAAGCACCAGUUGAUAUAAAAGUCUCCAGUCAAACACCAGAUAGUCUUGAUGUGGAGUGGGCACCACCACCUAGAGACUAUCGCAAUGGCAUCAUAAAAAACUAUGUGAUUUCCUACAAGAAAGAGUAUGACAAGGGAGAACCAAGCUCUGUAGAAGUUCCGGGGCAUACUCUUAAAAAGACAAUUAAUGGUUUGUCUAAAGGAACAUCUUACACGAUCAGAGUGGCUGCUGCUACAGUGAAAGGUGAAGGGCCUUUAAGCAGAGCUGUGAAAGGAAGAGUUCUCAAUCAGACAUCUAAUGUGAUCAGCCCACCAACUGUAUGGAUUGCAGACCAUAACUCAACCACAGCAAUCGUGAAAUGGCUUCCCCCUGCCUAUGGAAAACACUCAGUAGAAGAGUAUCAUUUAUUUUAUGUCCAGAUGCAAGAUCACAGCAUGGAAAAAGGACCAUUCAUUGUUAACAAAUGGCAGAAAACUUACACUCUGCAUGGAUUAAGUUCUGGAAGCCGAUAUUUAAUUAAGCUGAUGGCCUCUGAUGGUAGUACUUUAGGUCCUCCAGGAGCAACUUAUGUCACCACUGACAGGGGUCCAGGAACUCCAGAUCCUACAGAAGAUCCACUACCCCCUCUUAGACCCAUUCAUUUGGUUUGUACAGUUGACAGUCCAACUUCAAUCCUGCUUACGUGGCAAACACCUUUGUCUUCAGGAAGCACAACACAUUACACAGUGACAUAUUUCUUGCGAAGCAGGAUAAAACAUGUCCCUGUGAAGAGAACAGUUUAUUCUGAGAAUAUUGUCUUGCGUGGACUUACUCCUGGAAGAGAGUACACAAUCUCUGUUCAGUCUCACUAUAAAUCUGAGAAAGAGAUCUUCCCUGGUGUUAGCACUGCAUUCAAGAACUGUAAACUUCCAUUAAGUGAACUAAGCUCACCUCCACAAAAUAUCAAAUAUGAAUACAAGACUGUUAGAACUGUGGAACUGGAAUGGGAGUCUCCCCUUAAACCUAAUGGACAGCUCAUCAGCUUUGAAGUUCUUUACACUUACAACAAGUCCUAUCCAGAUUCCAUGUGGAAAAAUGAAUCCUACCCAUUGGGGUUUUUUGGCAGUAGGGUUAAACAGUUCCAUCAACGGUUAUCAGGCAUCAAGGAAGGGACAGAAUUCUACCUCAAGAUUCGUGCUGAGAACAAUCACGGAUUUGGACCUUUUUCUAAAACAAUAACAAUCAAGCCGCCCUCUGUAGCAGAAAGGGUUGGUCCAAAUGUUGAAUACACCAUUCUGCCAUCCGGUCAGGUACAGCUGUCAUGGAAGUGUCCUAGAGUGUUCAAUGCUUUCAUUGAGAGCUUCACCAUUCUUUUUUCAAACGACACACACCUAGCAGAUGACAAAUGGAAAGUACAGACUGUUAGUAUACCACAUUCUAGAAGAUUUCCAGAUAAAGUGACAACCACCCUGUAUGUGAAGAAAAUUUUCAUCUAUUUUAAAGUUCGUGCAGAGUAUAAUGAUCACAUUCCUGGAAAGUGGUCCAAAAUAGUGAAAAUUACCAAAGAAAAAGAGCCAAAGGAUCCUCCUCUGACAUCAGUAGAGCCAAGGCUGUCAGAGUUAAAGGAUAAUCCAGACAAUAUAAAGCUUGGUAUCAUUAUUGGGUGCACCAUCAGUGCAUUUUGCAUUGUAGUCCUUCUUCUCUUUAUUGUGUGGAGAAAUCCUUGCAGGCACUAUGCUGCCCAGAAGAGUGAAAAGAAAACAAAUGUCAAAGCAUUGCCACCCUUGAAUGGGUAUCUGUCAUCACAAAAACAAAUUGUUGUGUCUUCAAUACAAGAUAAUAGUGCAUCAACAGAAGAAACAUCUGCCAGUUCAGGCUUGUGCCAGUGUAGAUGUACAUGUGGAGCUGGUAGAUGGCCAAUGGGACCAACAAUGGUGAGGACUAAUGGUCGAUUACCAGGAAGCAGUGAUAGCUCCGCACCAAUAACACAGGUUUUUUCACAUUCUGCAUCAGAUGCAAACAGUGAAGACAGUGGAAGUGGGCAUGAUCUUCGAAGUAAAGGAGGUCAUAAAAGCAAUCCAGUGUCUUCAUCAAGUAGUCUUUCAGUUGAAUUACACAGAAACGAGGAGAUACGUACAGUACCAUUUUCAUCAAAAAGCAAAAAGAAGAGCAUAUCUGUUGAUGUAUGAAUGAACUUAUUCUGUUUCGGGUGUCUGGAUUCAACUCCUUCUCGUCUGGAUUCAACUCCUUCUCGAUGUUCAUCACUGUGCCGGAUAAGUUCUCUGAUGUUUCACCAUGAAAAUCGUUUGAUAAAUACAACGGUAUGCCCACCCCACCCUCCCCCCCUAGUACAUAUAUGAUUCCCUUUGAAUUCUACAUCACGCUUUGGUAUAACUCAAUACAUAUUGAUAAAUAUCGCAUAGUAGGCAUUUUGCAUUUUUAUCUUAUCACAUUGAAAAUGCCGCAACUGGUACCUUCAGUUUCAACGGUGCUCGUUGAUUUUUACAUUCAUCAAAAGUCUGCAAAAUAGUUUCUUGGAAGACGAAGUAACCCAAAAUGAUUCUUAUUUUGAACACAAUACUUUUGAACCGCCAAUGUGAGUUUUUGAGUACCAAUAUAAAUUGAAAUUAUCAAAUCAAUAUGCGAACGUCUAAAUUGAAUUUUUCAAUUGGAAACACGUAGCUGGUUUAUUUUUGUACUAUUUCAAUAUUUUUAAACUUAUUGAAGGCCGAGUAACCUGAUUGGCAUUCAAAACUGUUAAUUGAGUUAUUUAAUCAAUAUUUAAGCUUCAAAAUUAUUUAUGUUAACUCCGAACUUGUAAUAAGAGAAGCUGUAGUAAAAUUGGAUACGUGAUUUCCAAAACAAUAACAGACCUGCUGUUGAUUGUGCGGGUCUUUCCUUUGGAGACUAACCAACAAACAGUUUGUUCAUCACCUGCCAGCUUUCACCACACAGCAGACACUGUAGUUACAUGUAACAAAUGGUCAGGAAAUCUUUUCUAUACCUUGCCUCACAAAUAGAGAAGUAUCAAUUUCAUAUAGACUAUCAUCCAAAUUAGACCUUGCGAUCUUCAUCCAAGAUCCCUAGUUAUGGUCGCCUUACUUUACUCUGCUCAGCUCUUAUUUUCAAUAUUUAAGAAAUCUAACUGCUAUUUGUACUACUGAUAUUUUAUCUAAGAGAGAAAAUUGUCCUGUACUUUUUUUGUUUUAACUAAUAUAUUUGUUACUGUUAUUGAAAUUCCUCCUGUCUAUAUACAUCAAGUUUGCUUUUCGUGAGACUUUUGAUACAGGAAUCGGCCUAGUGCUUUAUGCUUACAAAGGGCUUUGGGAAAAUUAACAAGUAUUACAUUUUAAAUAUCUUGCUAAAUGACCUUAGGUGAAGUUAAGAAAACAGCUUGUUAAUCGCUUGCAGUGCCACUUACUUUAGCAAUUUUUUUUUAAUUCCAAACGAUUAAGUUUUGAAAACACGUUGCCUGGAUGCAGUAUGCGUUACAACCGUAACCUGAGGCUUCAGUAAAAAUAAUAUUAAAUCAUUAUUUAUUAUAUAAUAUUAUCGCAUUAUCAACGACAGAUUAGACAUUUGCAGUCUGUUAUAACCUAACGGAAAUACGUUAAUUAAUGGCUGCUAUUUUAACAUCAAAGAUAACAUUGCAUUGAGCAGGUCUCGCGUGCAUUUAAAUAUUGACGGGAGGGAAAGUCUUUUCGGAGGGAAAGUCUUUUCGCAGGGAAAGGUUCAGCAUCUUGACGGCUGUUCUGGGAUAGUUUGAAUUCCAAUGUUUUCUCUACGUUAACACUUUUUUCAGGAAACAUGUCUGACGGGAAUAUAUUAGGGAUGUUUGUAAAUAGUUUUAAGUUCAGGUAUCUUCUCUGACGAAUUGAGUGUCGAAGUGAUUACUGUAGUUUUCCUUCACUCUUUGACUGGUCUAGAAAACUUGCUCCAUCCUUUCAACCAGUCAUAUUGGCCGUGGUGAUCACUUUGCUUUUGACACUUAAUUGAAAACAUUAUUACCUAUCAAGCAAUCCCUCAUUCAUAUCCUCUCUUCAGACAGUCAGAUUUCCUUCUCGUGUGUUUCCCAUAUAGCAUUGUAUCCUCAUUUAUCCAUAAAGUAUAUUUAGCCUUAUAUGUAGAGACCGAAACGACAAACCUGAAUUGCUUGCUGUUAAUUCCUGCGAAGAACUUCGUACUGAAUCGUUAAAUACCCUGGUAUUUUUCGAGUAUUUUUUUUCGAACGAAAUGAGAGGUUAAUCCUCGUUUCGUUGUAUUUACAGUUUUCAUAGAUGUAUUUUUAACCCUUCUCGAAUUUAGUUUUACAAGUUCUUAGCUGUUAACAGCAGGCUUAUACUUGUCAGUCAUUGUUGACGAGGCUACAUUUAACCAGAGUUGUAAAAUAGAAUCUAGCUAAAGUAUUACAGGUACUAAAACUUCCAUCAUAAUCACGAUAAACGUAGCUUAUAUACUCGCAAACUGCUAUUUAUGUUUUAGUAAAUUCUAUUAUAUCAAUUAGCCACUCAGAAUAUUGCAAAAGCUGCAAAAUUAGCAACCUUAACGUAAAGUUAUUACUUUGAUAUGGAAAAAAAAAACGCUUUCCAUGCUGAUUUAGUUCCAGUUUCAGGUUAAAUCGGAACUUUUCAGUUAAAUUUACGGGCAGCGUUUGUAACAGAACCGAUAAGGCUGCUUAUUGUUUGAAUUGUAAACAACCCAGAUAUAUUCCGCAAAUAAUUUGAAUUUAUUUUGAUGCAAAGUCUCGCUGGGGGAAUUACACUUCAGAUUUUAAAAAUGUCCAUUUUUUAUGGAAAAUUAUUGAUGUAUGCUUGCAUUACUAACAAAUUUGGAAAUGUUAUUUAACUUCGUUUGUAAAAAAAAAAAAUUCUCCGAUGAAAGAUUUCAUAUUAGUGCUAUAUAAUAUAUUUUCAUCAUAUGCAUCUACCUUUGUAAUUUAUACUUAUAUAUAAUAUAUGCACAUACAUUUCACGCCAUCGUUAUUAUUAUUUGCUUAGUCGUUAUGUUAUUUUUCUAUAAGCAACAAUAUCUGAUGUGGCGAUGUUACUAUUUACCAGGGUAAUUUUUAUACUCAAAUCGUCUGAGCUAGGUUUCAGAGGAUAACUUAAUUGUAAAAUGAAUAUGAUAUAUUAUAUAUUUUAAAUAAACCCUGGAAGUCAAA